Messenger RNA from Uranotaenia lowii, 906 nucleotides. RefSeq lists its product as uncharacterized. The record is from RefSeq and is a predicted model, not a curated record. Lineage: Eukaryota; Metazoa; Arthropoda; Insecta; Diptera; Culicidae. The coding region runs from base 37 to 867 and encodes 276 amino acids. The transcript is spliced from 2 exons.
AUUGAACUGAGAGGAGCAAGUGGCUUACCAAGCAAAAUGUGGAAGUUUAUCGUUUUACUGAUACUUAUCGCCUGCGCGGUCUGCAGUGCUAGUUUGGAAUCCAAACUCGUUAAACGUCAUCACCAUCCGGAUCAUCACGAUGAUCACGAUCACGACCAUGAUCACGAUCAUGAUCAUGAUCACGAUCAUGGACACGGACACAAUCACAACCAUGGUCCUGUAAAACAGAAGCGUCAUGCGCCUUACUACUACGAUGUAUCCCCAGUUUUGGAGUACGAAAUUGCUCCGCCAGCACCUGUAGUUCAACCUGCUUACUACAAUCACUACAAACCACCAACUUACCAUCACAAGCCCCCUUGCACUCAUAAGCCACCGACAACUACAACUACAACAACCACCACAACUCCAUAUCCACCUACAACCACGUGGAAAACUACCUGGAAAACCACCAAAAAGUUCCAUCCCAAGGACAAACUGGUCGAGAAGGUGACCGACAAGAAGGAGCACGUGAUCGAGAAGGUAACCGGAACCGUGGACAAAAUUCACACCCUAAUCCAGGAAGAGGAACAGAAAAAGGCUCACUUUUUGAGCAGCAAAGUGACCGACGUAUUGAGCUUCAUUCACAAACCGUUGUCGGAGGCCAGGACUACCGAUUCGGCUGAGGCUCGAUUCUUUGGCGAUAGUUGCGGAUGUAACGACCAUAUUUCCAAGCUGGGGCAAGCCCUGCUGUUGUUGGAUGCAGAACUGGCCAAGGUUAAGGCGUUCCUGUCGGCCAAGGAGACGGUUGUUUCCGACGGGAAAACUAAGAUCGUGAAAGUGGUGAAAAAGUCGAAGGCCAUUGAGGCGGAAGGAGAGGAUGAAAAUUAAAGCGAAGCAAUAAAACGAGAGCUAUUAUUUAUGACAAUA